AUGGUUGGUAAAGUUAUUAUUGUCACAGGUGUCUCCAGAGGUAUCGGUAGAUCCAUUGUUGAGACCAUCUUCAAAUUGGCUCCAGAAACCGUUGUUUACGGUAUCGCUAGAUCUGAAGCUCCUUUGAAAGAAUUGAAGGAGAUUUAUGGUGAUAAAUUCUUCUAUGUAGUUGGUGAUAUCACUGAUGAAUCUAAAUUACAACAGUUGACUGAUGAUGCCAUUGCUGGUCACGGUAAGAUUGAUUCCGUGGUUGCUAACGCUGGUGUUUUAGAACCGGUGGCUAGAAUUCAUGAUGCUGAUAUCUCUAAUUGGAAGAAGCUUUAUGAUAUUAACUUCUUUAGUAUUGUCUCUCUAGUGAAGACCACUUUACCAUAUGUAUCAAAGGCUAAUGGUAAUUAUGUAUUUGUGUCUUCUGAUGCUAGUACUAUGUACUUCAGUAACUGGGGUGCCUACGGCUCCAGUAAAGCUGCUUUGAACCAUUUGGCUUUAACCAUUGCUAAUGAAGAGAAAGCUAUUAAAUGUUUGGCUGUUGCUCCAGGUAUUGUUGAUACCUCUAUGCAAGUUAACAUUAGAGAAAAUGUCGGUGCUAAUAUGUCAAAGGAACAUCAUGAAAUGUUUAAGGAUCUAAAGGCCUCAAACAAAUUGCUGCACUCAAAUGUCCCUGCUACUGUUUACUCUAAAUUGGCUCUAAAUGGUAUUCCAGAGGCUAUUAAUGGUACAUAUAUCAGUUUUGAUGCUCCUGAACUAAAGGAUUAUCAAAUGUAA
Maudiozyma saulgeensis is the source of this 765-nucleotide messenger RNA. The record is from the annotation of a GenBank genome assembly. NCBI's taxonomy places the organism in Eukaryota, Fungi, Ascomycota, Saccharomycetes, Saccharomycetales, Saccharomycetaceae.